AUGCCGCUGUCAAAGUCUACAUUAACCUCUCAAGAAGGGAAAAAGUUUAUUAAAGAUUAUAUGAAACUGCAAUAUCGACCAUUUUCUGCUAAUGAUAUUCAGUUGAACUUGCAUAACCAAGUCACCAAAACAAAACUUGUACAAAUCUUGCAAGAAUUGGUUGUCGAGAAAGAGUUGAUUGUAAAAUCGGUUGGAAAGACAAAUUAUUAUUGCUACAAGGAACUCAAGGUUUCUUUUGAUUCUUGCAUCGAUAUUGAACAAGAAAUAAGUAUUGAAACUUAUUUAAAGGAAUUGAAUAAGGAUAUUGGUGUAUUGAACUCUGUGUCGGUAACAGUUAGUGCUGCUCCACUCGAUAGUGUCGGUCGGCCUCUAUGUGGUACAGUUGGAGUUGCAGUUGCAGGACCGGUGUCUGGUGUUGUGGUGGAUAAAAAGGGCUAUACAAUCUCGAUCUUAAUCGGUGGCAUUUUGAUCAUCACUGGGUACAUUGGUAUGAAAUACCAAUUGGACCAGGUCUGGAAUAAUCUACUUCUUUCCUGUUAUUGGAUAUUCUCAAUUGGCUUGGGUUCAACAUUUAUUAAUUCGGCUUGUCUCAAAUGCUGCGCCGUGGGUUUUCCCAGUAUACGUGGAGUGGCAACUUCGUUACCAUUGGCAUUAUAUGGCCUUAGUGCAUUGUUUUAUUCAGUAAUUGCAUCUACUUUUUACCCAGGAAAAACAUCAGAAUUCUUGGAGUUUCUAGCUCGUUCAAUUGUAAUCAUUUUUGUGGUAUGUGUCCCUAGCGUAUACAUUGCCGACCGGGACCACAAAUUGAAAGCAGCAUCAAAUUUUCAUGGCAAAAAAUCCAUCGGUAAUGAAGCUGGUGUCAUGAUGAUGAAUCAAAAGGAGAAUUUCUUGUUCACUAGCUAUAAAUUUUGGUUGCUUUUCGUGAUCACUGGUAUCCUAGCUGCUCUUGGACAGAUGUACAUCUAUUCUGUGGGAUACAUUGUCAAAGCUUUAGUUGGCUAUUCAUUAUCAAAAGUAGACGUUAACGACAAAAGUAUGGAAUUCUUGAAUCGUGUAGAUUUACUAGUACAACAAGAGCAACAACUUCACGUGGGACUCAUCUCAAUUGCAAACUGCCUUGGUCGAAUAUCAUCGGGGAUCUUGGGGGAUAUAAUCACUCAAUCAUUUGGCAAACCAAGAUCGUGGCUACUUGUAAUACCAGCAUUAGGUACAACCAUAUCUCAAAUCUUGUGUGGUAGUAUACAACACUAUUCCAAGCUUCAACUAAAUUCGUUUCUAAUUGGAUUUUUUUAUGGAUUUGUGUUUUGCAUCAUGCCAAUUAUUGUUGGUGAUACUUUUGGAAUGGAGAACUUCUCAUUCAAUUGGGGUAUGGUGAGUUUGGCUCCAAUUAUACCUAGUUAUUAUUUCACAAGUUUAUUUGGUGAAGUAUAUGAUGCAAACUCAAAUCUAAUUCCUGAUGAAUUGGGGAAGGAUAUGCAAAUUGAACCUGUACCAACAUCGGUAUUAAUGACUGGUUGCAAUUUAGGCUAUAAAUGUUAUAGUUCAGUUUUCAGGUUGACGUCGAUUGUAGGUUUUGUUGCUUUGACACUCGUGAUUGCGUUAAUUGCAGCAGGUCUAAUAUUCAAAAAGCGCAGUCAAUUACUAUCAUUACUGGAGAUUAGAGCAGAUGAGUUUAACACUGAAAAGAGACAAGUCAGACCAUCCUAG
Lodderomyces oxycetoniae is the source of this 1707-nucleotide messenger RNA. RefSeq lists its product as uncharacterized. Lineage: Eukaryota; Fungi; Ascomycota; Pichiomycetes; Serinales; Debaryomycetaceae. The coding region runs from base 1 to 1707 and encodes 568 amino acids. The record is from RefSeq and is a predicted model, not a curated record. The transcript is spliced from 3 exons. Gene Ontology annotation, cellular component: fungal-type vacuole membrane.